AUGGAGUUAUAUGCCACGGAAAACACAUUGUCAGAGGAGGCUCUGAAUGGCAUCGUAAGCCUUCCUGUGAUGGAGGUGCUUGACAAGGACCCUACACAAGAGGAGCUCAGCAAAGCCAUUGACAGACUCGCUUGCGGCAAGGCCCAAGGUGCUGAUGGGAUAACACCUGACAUCAUCCAACUUGGGAAACCAACCCUUUUGCCAUAUCUUCACGACCUCCUCUGCCUUUGCUGGAAUAAAGGAGCCGUCUCCCAGGACAUGUGUGACGCCAAAAUCGUCACGCUGUACAAGAACAAGGGUGACCGCAGCGACUGUUAUAACUACCGCGGCAUCUCUCUGCUCAACACUGUGGGGAAGGUCUUAGGAAGCGUUGCCCUUAUCAGGCUCCAGCUUCUGGCGGAGCACGUCUACCCUGAGUCACAGUGUGGCUUCAGGGCAGCAAGAUCCACGGUGGACAUGAUCUUCACCCUUUGA
Molecule: messenger RNA, 474 nt
Organism: Patiria miniata (bat star)
Lineage: Eukaryota; Metazoa; Echinodermata; Asteroidea; Valvatida; Asterinidae
Exons: 1
Coding region: 1-474 (157 amino acids)
Source: RefSeq, a predicted model, not a curated record